Messenger RNA from Geodia barretti, 984 nucleotides. NCBI's taxonomy places the organism in Eukaryota, Metazoa, Porifera, Demospongiae, Tetractinellida, Geodiidae. The record is from the annotation of a GenBank genome assembly.
AUGCUACUCACAAUCGUCGGCGUUUUGGGAACCGUUCUACCGGCGUUAGGAAAUUGGAGCGUUUUACAAGAACGCGACCCAGACGUUCGGGAUUACAUGUCAAUCGCUUUUACAAGCAAGAGUACCGGUUGGGUAGUCGGUGCCGCAUCCUUUGAAGACUAUGAAAAUCCAGGUUUCAUCGGAUAUACCAUGGAUGGUGGUAAAUCGUGGCAAAAAUCGGAAAUCAAAAUCCCUGCCGAUUUAGCCGAAGUGUACUUCCUCGAUGAUAAAUAUGGUUGGGCUGUCGGUGCGAACGGUACAAUCGUUGGUACGACCAACGGCAGAGACUGGGAAAUGCAAACCAGCAAGAUUGACAACGGACUGAAAGGCAUCCAUUUUGUUGAUAAAGAAGUGGGGUACGCAGUAGGUGAAAGCGAUACCAUCCUCUCUACGCAAAACGGCGGACGUAUAUGGAAAGUUCUUCAAGGUGGGCAACUCGGUGCCAUUGGCGAUGAUGACGCAAAUAUGUACAACGCAAUUCAAUUUCUUGACGAAGAAACCGGAUGGAUUGCCGGAGUCCGCGUGAGUCCCAGCACACAGGGUCAAUCUGCCUUAGUUCAGAAAACGAUGGAUGGCGGACAGACGUGGGUCACACAAAGUACCAACAAAGAGGAUAUCCUUGAAGACAUCUUUUUCCUUGAUGCGUCAAUGGGCUGGGCUGUUGGUGAAAAUGGUGUAAUCCUUUAUACCACUGACGGCGGUGAAACCUGGAAAGAGCAAAUGAGUGGCACGGAAGAAACAUUACGAAGUGUCGGAUUUGCAGAUGAGAAGAACGGCUGGGCUACAGGUGGCGACUUUGGAGUCGGUGCCAUCCUACGUACCAGUGAUGGUGGCAAAACUUGGGAACUUGAAGAUUCCAGGGAAAAACUGGUCAAGGUCUUUGUGCUUGACGGACAACAUGUUUGGUUAGCGAGUUCCACUGGCGCUAUAAUGCAGGCAGAAUGA